Messenger RNA from Myxozyma melibiosi, 675 nucleotides. RefSeq lists its product as uncharacterized. The transcript has a single exon. Lineage: Eukaryota; Fungi; Ascomycota; Lipomycetes; Lipomycetales; Lipomycetaceae. Gene Ontology annotation, molecular function: zinc ion binding; nucleic acid binding. Bases 1 to 675 code for a protein of 224 amino acids. The record is from RefSeq and is a predicted model, not a curated record.
AUGUCCCAGGCUGAAACGCCCAAGGUCACCGAUCUCAACAAGGUGUCUUACGCCCUAUCGAAGAUGGAUAAGGGCCUCGAAUCCGAAUGGAACAACUACGCCUUGCUUAGGCUCCUAAGCGAGUAUAAACCCAAGACCUGGGAGAUGUUUCAAAAGUGGGCCAAAUCUAGUGCCUUCUCUGGGGGGUUCAGUUUUCCAGACACGAGGUCCUACCUCUCCCUUACUCUUGGAGAUCGUGAUGCAAGUGAGUAUCUCGCCGACUUCAAGGCCUUCGAGGACGGUUUCGACCUCGAACAGUUUCGAGCGGACCUUUACGUUCUAGGGCUUCCUGACGACCUCCAAUUUGAUGUAAUGAUCUCUCUUGACUGGGACGCGACCCGUGAAGAGAUUCACGCACGCACGAUGAGAUUAAUGGAGGUCCGCAGGGAUCUUGAUCUUCCCACAAACCUCGUCUCUGAUCAGGAAGACGCUGUGGUCAAGAAAAGAAGACGGCGGGGCCGUUCCCGGGGCUCCAGGAAGCGUCGGGCACAGGCUUCGGACAAUGGCAAUGCUGGAAGCUCUCAAUGCAGCUACUGCGAGAAGUACGGUCAUACCGAGGUAGAGUGUCGCGCUAAGAAGCGCGAGGAGCGCCAGAUUAAGAUAAUACUGGAGAGAAUCUCUUCGCAAACUGAGUAG